UUAUUUCAUAUAUAUAAAUUUCCCUUCAUAUUGACAUUUGUCAACACUUAAGGCCAUUAUUCGCGUAUAUUUUGUGUCGACAUUUCCCAGCAGUCGAUAAUCGUUUUCACUUACUGACAACGUUUGUUUGUACCACAUAGUGGAUAAUUUCAUAAUUUCUCAUAAAUAGAAUAUUAAUCAGUGUUUAUAUAUCAAUAGAUUUAUUAAACAUUUCAAUGGGUUCCUCUUCUGGUAAAAAGCAUAAAAAAGAUAAGAAGCACAAGUAUAUAUGCAACGAUGAUGAGGAAGACAGCAGUAGCAGACAUAGACACCACAAGCACAAAAAACAUAAAGAACAUAAACAUAAGCAUCAUAAACGUCGCAGAAGUCCUAGUAAGGACGAACGUUACGCCGAAGUUAUUGCAGUGCAGGAAUCGGACUCGGAUAGUUCGGAUUGUGUGGAAGUACCUGUCGAUUCACAACUAAUCAAAAGUGGAGAAAGAGAAUUAGAACACAAUAGCUCAAAGUCAUCUGACAAUCGCGAACGUCGUUAUCAACGUGACCGUGCCGAAAAUGCUGAAGAUAUAGAAAGAAUACGUGAAAGAAAGCAAGAACGCGAACGUGAACGGGAGCGGGAACGUGAGCGAGAACGUGAACGUGAACGCGAUCGAGAACGCGAGCGUGAACGUGAGUAUGAACGUCAAAAAGAAAAAGAGCGCAUACAGUAUGAAAAAGAGCGUGAACGAGAAAUAGAGCGCAAUAAACGUGAUAAGGAACUGGAGCGAGAGUUUCUUGAAAGGGAAAGAGAAAGAAAGGAGCGUAUUGAACGUGAACGUAACAGGGAUCGUUAUGAUCGUGAUAAGGAACGCGAAAAAGAACGUACUGACCGCGAUCGCUAUGCACGUGAAAGAGAUCAUGACAAUGGACGUCUAAAUGAAGAAGACAAUAACAAUGAACGAGGCCAUGACCGAAAACGUGAACGGGAACGUGAACGCGAUAGAGAACGAGAACGCGUGCGUGAAAGAUCACGUUCAAAAUCACCCAUACCAGAAAAUGGUGCUGGUGAUUGUCUUUCAAUUGAGGAAACUAAUAAGUUGCGUGCAAAAUUAGGUUUAAAACCGCUCGAUAUAACUCCAACAGUAACCAAACCUACAACAACAAGCCAUGCUGAUGAUGAAAAUAAUAGUUAUGCGGAAGAGAACGGGUCCACAUUUAUAGAUGAAUGGGGUGAAUUUUUACACAAACCCGCUGUUAAUUUAAGCGAAAAGGCACAAGUUGAAAAAAUACGUGAGAAAUUAAAAGAACGCAAAGAGAAACGUUUUAUCGAACAACGUUUGGCACAUAUUAAAACACUUGGCGAGUCGGAUGAAGAAGUGGAUGAUGUUUCCAAAUGGGUACAGCGCAAUAAACGUGUAGUUGAUUCAAGGAGAGAAGCCGAUAAACGGGCUAAAUUGCUUGAGGAAAUGGAUGCUGCAUUUGGUGUGGACAACUUAAUUGAAGACGAAAAGAAACGCUCCAUGAAUAAAGCCUAUGGUGAUAAACAGUUGAAAGGAUUACGGGUGGAUCAUGAUAUGGAUGAUUUCUCCGAAGGGAAGACUGUUAUAUUGACAUUAAAGGAUAAUGAUGUUCUGAAUGAGAAAGAUGGUGACACUUUGAUUAAUGUUAAUAUGAUUGAUGAUGAACGUUAUCGUAGAAAUGUGCAUAAUAAAAAACUACAUCCGCUUAGUUAUGGCUAUGAUGUCUAUGAAGAACAGUACGAUCAAUUCGGUAAUCCUAUUGAACGUAAUAUCUUAGAAAAAUAUGAUGAGGAUUUAGAUGGUAAGAAAUUAAAGAAAAAGAAUUUUGUUAUCGGCGAAAAUCUAGCACAGGAGCAGGAGCAUCGUAGAAAAUUAUUGGAAAUUAAAACAAAGUUAGCUGGAAAACGUUUGGAAACUUUAGAUGAUACUAGAAUUACUUUAGCAUCAGAUACAUUCUCUGAAAUUGAAAUUGCAAAAUUCAAAAAGCCGAAAAAGAAAGUUAAAAAACUGCGACAGAAAUUAAAAGCGGAAGAUCUUUUACCAUUAACUGAGGAACCUGUGGAGCGAAAUUUUGGUAGUCGUAAACGCAGACAUGAUUCGGAUGAGGAAUUAGACACUAAAGAGGAUAUAAAUGUAAAACUAGAGGAAGAUGAUAAAGAUGAUAUAGAAUGGGCUAUAAAUAAAGCACGUAAAUUAAAACAAAACGAAAAUAUUAUUAAAAAACCAUUAUCAAUCGAUUUGGAGCAGCUUAAAACUCAAAUUAAAACGGAGCCAGAUGAAGAAGAAGAAGAAGAAGACAGUUCGAAUAAUUUAAAAACUGCUGACGGUAAUAUUGUGUUAAAUGCUACGGCUGAAUUUUGUCGUACGCUGGGUGAUAUACCAACAUACGGUAUGGCUGGUAAUCGUGAUACUGAUGCUAAUGAAUUGAUGGAUUUCGAUAUAAUUGACACAAUCGACGAAAAAGUUGUCAAUAAUCCAAAAGAAACAGGUUUAACUCAUGGAACUUGGAAUUCUGUUAAUCCAGAGGAUGCAAUGCGGCCAGUUGAAUUUGAUGAAGUUAUUGAAGAACUUGAAGAAGUACAAAUCUUAGAUGAGGAACCUGACGUAGGUGCAGGUGUUGCAAAUGCUUUACGUUUAGCUUUAUCAAAGGGUUAUUUGGAAAAGGAAGAACACAAUCGUCCAAGUAAUUCUAAAAUGUCACAUUUACAAGCGAAAAAUUAUUCAAUCGAAGACAAAAAUAUGGGUGAGGAUGAUAAAUAUGGUAGGCGAGAUCGUUUUCACUCGGGUCCUAUUAUGGAUUUCAAAGACAAAGAUAAUUUCAAACCAAAUGUAAAACUGGAGUAUAUCGAUGAUAAUGGUCGCGUUCUUAAUUUAAAGGAAGCUUUCCGGUAUCUAUCACAUAAGUUCCAUGGCAAAGGUCCUGGUAAAAAUAAGAUAGAAAAGAGAUUGAAAAAAAUGGAACAAGAAGGCUUAAUGAAAACAAUGAGCUCUACAGACACUCCGCUUGGUACACUAACAAUGUUACAACAAAAGCAAAAAGAAACGAAAGCACCAUUUGUUAUUUUGAGUGGUGGCAAACAAACUGCAGUUACUGUUACAACAAAUCCUCCUACAAUAUCUAAAUUUAAAUAAAUAACUUAGCAAUGAAAUGAUUAUAUAAAACUUAACUCAAUUAAGAAGUAAUUAGUAGAAAUAGUUAGUAGAUUACAUAUUACUAAAUACAAUAUCCAUACAUUUAUACAUUUAGAAUCCUUGCCUCCACGGUGUA
Teleopsis dalmanni is the source of this 3264-nucleotide messenger RNA. Its product is annotated as U4/U6.U5 tri-snRNP-associated protein 1. The record is from RefSeq and is a predicted model, not a curated record. The transcript is spliced from 7 exons. Gene Ontology annotation, cellular component: U4/U6 x U5 tri-snRNP complex. The coding region runs from base 216 to 3128 and encodes 970 amino acids. NCBI's taxonomy places the organism in Eukaryota, Metazoa, Arthropoda, Insecta, Diptera, Diopsidae. Gene Ontology annotation, biological process: mRNA cis splicing, via spliceosome; maturation of 5S rRNA.